AUGUUGCUCCCAGGUAACCUAACCAAGAUAAUUCUCGUACAAUUUUGUUUAUUGUUGACUAUUAUAAGAGGAGAAGACCACAGACCGCUAAAGGGGCGCGUAUACUUCGCAAUAGCAGCCACCCCGAGCGCACAGGGUUACUCCAGAGCAUUCAACAAAACGAUCAUGAAUAUAACCUCGAACUUCUUGUUGGGAAAGAGCGGAAAAAUCGGAUUCAAUAUCAGCCUGGAGACCAUAGUGAUCGAUCUGCCGGAAAAUGGAAGUUUUAGUGCUAUUUUAUUGGAGGAAGUUUGUGCAAAGUUGGAGGGGAAACGCGUUGUGGCAGUUUUGAUUAUCGGCAAUUCACCGGCGGCUUUUACCGUUUCGAUAACGGCUAAACACGCUGCGAUUCCCGUAUUAUGGGCCAGAGGACAUGGACAAUUUUUGCCCGGAUUUAGGGGUUUGGAAUCGAGUCCUCUAGAGGUCCACUUGGCCGCUACGGGCCGCGAACUCGUCCAAGCUAUACGAGGCCUCCUCCUGCAGGCCCACUGGCACACUUUCACCCUCUUGGCGGCCGACCAGGCAGCGGCGACGGCCUUGCGCCGCCCCGAACUUUGGCAGACGCUUGAUUCGACGCCCCUGCAUCCGACGCUGGUCGCCUUACCGUCGCCGAUCAGACCUCAGACGCUUUUCAGAAAAUUAGCGGACAUCUCUAGAUCAACCAGAGGAGUAGUGAUUCUUCUAAGUGACCGAAUAAACUGCAUCAAAAUCCUAGAAGACGCCAAACGUUUAAAUAUGAUGGACGGCCAUUUCGUUUGGGUUUGGAUCGACACAGUAGAAGUAGUGACUAUGAAAAACCUAACAACUUCGUCGGAAGAAGAAAAAGAGAAGGAAAAAGAUAAAAAAGACGAAGAGAGGUUAAAGAAAAGAAGUGCAGGAGAAGAAAAGAUAUCUAAUACAGAGGACCAAGACGAUUGGAGGCGAAAAAUCUUGGAGGAAAAUUUCGAUAAACGCUUAAAACGUAGCCAUGUAGAAAAACCCGAUAUAAGUGAUAUUCAUUUAAAUUAUCUGUUAAAAAACGACCAGUUACUUUUGUUUAAUAAUCAAAACUAUGGCGUAAAAAGUUCUAAAUAUCGGUACCGAUCCUCGUACGAUCUAUUGUUUUCGGGCGAUGUGGGGGAUCAGUUACCACCCGGACUUCUUAGUGUAAGACCACUUCCGGUUAAAGUGGAUAGACAUUUGGUCAAAGGUGCUGUGAAAUUACUGGUUCAUACUCUCAAGCAAGUUUUGAACCAGAGUCCCGAAUGGAUGCUGGAUAAUCUAUUGAACGGACAAAAUAAUGGGUGCUGGAAAAAUAAUGGAAGAGAAAUCAGUUUUAUUAGUGAAUUUGCUAGAGAACUGAAAUUAGCGUGUACGAAUGCCUUAGCUGGAAAAAAAUUCUCACAAGAAAUUGGCGUUGACAAAGUGGACAAAUCAUUAGUUGCAAACUUCGAAAUUUUGAAUUUAGUUCCUGAACCUAGUAUUUAUCUUAAUAAGUCUGAAUCGUCAGAUAAUCCUUCUUCAUCGAAUGUUAGAUGGAAACGAGUUGGAAUGGUAUCCGGUCGUUCUGUGCGCUUAGACACGAUCAUAUGGCCUGGUGGAGAUCUUUCCGUGGCAGCGGUUUCGUCGCGUGCUCGUACUGUAUUCAGGGUGGUCACCGCCCUAUCUCCCCCGUUCGUUAUGGAGAGCGAGUUAGACGAAGACGGACAGUGUUUAAGAGGUCUUCCAUGUCACCGGGUUCUUACAUCAGACAAAGACAACCUCACCCUAGUUUUCAACGAAAUGCAACGGUUAGAAGAUGAGGAAGAAGACGCCGAAAAUAACAAUCCGCAAUAUACAGACUACAAACAGUUCACUAGCGAAUACGAUGAUGAACGAUUUUUUCCGUUUCAAAAAUUUAAGUAUAAAACGAAUUGCUGUUAUGGAUUGGCCAUGGAUCUCCUAGAAAACGUUGCUCAAGAGUUAGAAUUCGAUUUUAGGUUAUAUAUAGCUGCAGAUGGACUUUUUGGUUCAAGAACAGUUAGGAAAAAGCACAAACGGACAGAAAGAGAUGUGGGGAAAAAAUUUCUAAGUUAUAGAUUUAAAGAUGAUCACAUGAAAACAGAUCGCAUCAAAGAACUGAACCCAGAUGAAGUAGACAUCAUAUGGAACGGAAUCAUGGGUGAUCUUGUAUCAGGCGCGGCUCACAUGUCAUUCGCCGGUCUCAGCGUAUCCAGCACGCGCAGCGAAGUGAUCGAUUUCAGCGUACCGUAUUUCUUCAGCGGUGUAAGUUUUUUGGCGGCUCCGCAGCAGAAGUCCGAGAUACCGCUGAUGGCGUUUCUGUUGCCUUUUUCGCCGGAGCUGUGGAUCGCAAUUUUUACAAGUUUGAAUAUAACGGCAAUAGCGGUCGCCAUCUACGAAUGGCUUAGUCCAUUCGGCCUCAAUCCUUGGGGGAGGCAGCGCUCCAAGAACUUCAGCAUGAGUUCGGCAUUAUGGGUAAUGUGGGGUCUUCUGUGUGGUCACCUAGUUGCUUUUAAAGCUCCUAAAAGUUGGCCGAACAAGUUCCUAAUCAACGUAUGGGGAGGAUUUUCAGUUAUAUUUGUAGCCAGUUACACUGCCAACAUAGCUGCGUUGAUUGCUGGGUUAUUUUUUCAUAACACCGUCAGCAACUACCAUGAUCGAAGUUUGCUUAGUCAAAAAGUAGGAGCCCCUCGAUCAUCAGCAGCCGAAUAUUACGUCCAAAAAGCCAACCAACUCUUGUGGCAACACAUGCACAAAUACUCGUUAGAAAAUAUCGAAGAAGGUGUUGUGAAACUUCGAAACGGAUCCUUGGAUAUCCUCAUUGCUGAUACUCCUGUUUUGGACUACUACAGAGCGACUGAUCAUGGAUGUAAGCUGCAGAAAAUAGGCGACACCAUUAACGAAGAUACUUAUGCUAUCGGGAUGACAAAGGGAUUUCCAUUAAAGGACAGUAUAUCAGCGGUAAUAGCCAAAUAUUCCAACAACGGUUACAUGGACAUUUUACAGGAAAAGUGGUAUGGAGGCCUUCCCUGUUUUAAACUAGCUACUGACAUUGCUCAACCUCGUCCCUUAGGAGUCGCCGCCGUCACAGGAGUGUUCAUUCUUCUGGGAGUGGGCAUCGCUCUUGGAUUACUCAUUUUGCUAGUAGAGCAUCUUUUCUUUCGUUAUACUUUGCCAAUUUUACGAGACAAACCCAAAGGGAGUAUAUGGAGGAGCAGAAAUAUUAUGUUUUUUAGUCAGAAACUGUAUCGCUUCAUCAACUGUGUGGAAUUAGUUUCACCCCAUCACGCAGCCCGAGAAUUAGUCCACACCAUUAGACAAGGACAGAUAACCAGCCUGUUCCAGAAAAGCAUCAAAAGGAAGGAACACGAACAACGCAGGCGCAGAAAAUCUAAAGCUCAAUUUUUUGAAAUGAUCCAGGAAAUCCGUAGCACGAUCCGUAGGCAACAACAAGAAGAACGAGAACCGCCGUUAGAAUCAGUCACCGAGGUUGACUCAGAAUGUCAAGUAUCUCCAGAAGAAAAGAAAUCAAAAUUGAGCCCUAGUAUCAUCCGGCGAACUUUCCUGCGGUCCAGUCCUAAGGCUGAUAACGGAAACAAAGCAAGAUCUCCUACAGCCUAUUUCAACAAACAAAUUUUCAGUCCUAGGUCGAAAAACAAGGCGAAGAGUUCAACCACCUUGAACGUUAGAAGAUUUAGUACCGAUUCUGUAUUUAAUUCAUCUCCUAUUCAUAAAGAAGAUCACAGUGCUGUUAUUGGAAGAAGGCUCAGUAAAGACGCUUCUGCGUUUUUAUCAAGUUCGCCUCCUGAUAUUAAUAGCCGAAGGUCGAGUUACUUAGAUAUAAUUUGCUCCGGCUCAAAACUAGCUGGAAAAAGUCCAAUAUUAUCCAUAGAGAACCUCUCAGAUUGUAGCAAAUACUCAGAACCAAUGCGAAAACUGUCAGAUUCCGAAUCAAUAGGAAAAAAACUAGCCACUCUUCCGAGAUACCAACAAGACUCUUUCGAUAAGCACAAACUACUGCAACCACAGUAUAGUUUGACUUUGGGAAAAAGCGACGAAGGUUUGAGUAAAAACCUCAAAGCUGAGAACGUCGGUCAGGCAAGGAGUUUCAAUAAUUUGUCGCAGCCUACCAACGAAAAAUGUAAUUUAUCUGAUGAUGAGGUAGCUAGGAGGAAUAAGGAUACUAUUCGACAGUUAAAGAGUGUAGUCACUAGAAAUCCAAAGCCACCGCUAAAACGAUCAAAAGACAAUAAUCCAAAAACAAACACCAAUCCCCAGAUACGAAUCCAAGUAGAAGAUACUUCAGAGAACGAAGUCCGUCAUCCUCCACUAACCAAAAAGCCUAAAACUAGACACCAAAGCCUGGGAGAUGCUGCUGAGUCUGAAGAAACUACCAAACGAAAUAGGUUAACAGAGCAAUCGCAAUCCCUAGAUAGUGCAAACCCGAGUUCCUCAGGCCGUCGAAGACCCCGCGCCACUUCGAGGUCAAAGUCCCGAGAGGACGACCUUCCCCCGGCUCCACCUCCCCCUAACUGCUCCCCGCGAAACUCCAACGGCCGCUCUCCCUUAGAGCGUCUCUCGAAAGACGAACUAGUCCUGCUCUGGAGGAGCUCUGAAUCAGAGCUCAGGAGCCAUCUCCUAAAGGCUUUGCGGGACAAAGAAGACGCCACUACUGAUCCGCCUUGA
Psylliodes chrysocephalus is the source of this 4704-nucleotide messenger RNA. NCBI's taxonomy places the organism in Eukaryota, Metazoa, Arthropoda, Insecta, Coleoptera, Chrysomelidae. The record is from the annotation of a GenBank genome assembly.